This is a messenger RNA of Chelonia mydas (Green sea turtle), 2168 nucleotides long. RefSeq names its product coiled-coil domain containing 85B (gene CCDC85B). The record is from RefSeq and is a predicted model, not a curated record. Bases 826 to 1431 code for a protein of 201 amino acids. The transcript has a single exon. Gene Ontology annotation, biological process: negative regulation of DNA-templated transcription. NCBI's taxonomy places the organism in Eukaryota, Metazoa, Chordata, Testudines, Cheloniidae. Gene Ontology annotation, cellular component: nucleus.
GGAGCCAGCCCGCCGGCUUGGGGGAUGCGGUGCCGCUGCUGGCAUCUGUGCCUUUCGCAUUGUUACUCCCGCGUCACGGCUUCCUCCCCGCUCCCCAGCAGCGCUCCGAGCCGCAGCCCCCGUACGCGCCCCCCGGCCCGGCGGGUCCCCGCCGCAGGAUGCGCCGGCUGCACUGAGUCCCGGCAGAGACCAGCACCGCAGGGGCGCGCAGCCUCGGCCGGGAUCCCCCGCCCCGGGAAGGGGGGAACCAUCCUCCUCUCCCUCCGUCGGGCUCAGCCCCUGCAGCCCGGACCCUCCUGAGCCGCGCACUGCUGGAAGGGGGACACCGGACUGCGCUGGGGACGGUGCGUCUUGGAGACUGGGGUCGUGCCCCCCCCCCCCGCGAGAAGCCGAGAAUCGCCCUCGAGGGUGGUUCGUGGGCCACAAAGAAAGGGAUCGGGCCGUUGCAAGCAGCCAAAGUGCGUGGUUGGGGGGCCUGCGCCCCAGAAGAGGCGAUUCCGUGGGCCAAUGGGGCCCGUGCGCCCCGAAGGAGCCCAGGUCGGUGGGUAGCGGGCCCGUGCGCCCUGACCCGAAGAAGGAGGCGGGUUCCGUGCGCCCCGCAGGUGCCAAGGUCGGUGGCCAGGGGGGCCCGUGGGCCCCGAAGAAGAGGGGGUUCCGUGCGCCCCGCAGGAACCGAGGGCUGUGGCUAGGGGGGCCCGUGCGCCCCGGAGGAGCGGGGCCCUGCGCCGGGGAGGCUGCCGGCCGGGGGCUGAUCUGCGGGAGGGAGGAGGCGGAGUGGCGGCGCUGGAAGGGGCGGGGGAGCAGGAACCACCUUGCGGCAGCGCGAUGGCCAGCGAGGCCGGCGAGCCGGCGGCCGGCCGGGCCCUGGCCCAGCUGAGCGACUCGGAGCUGGGCGGCUGCAGCAAGGAGGAGCUGGUGCGGCGGCUGCGGCAGGAGGAGGCGGAGAAGCUGGCGGCGCUGGUGCAGCGGGGGCGGCUGAUCCAGGGCGUCAAUCGGCAGCUGCAGGAGCAUCUGCGGGAGAUCCGCGAGCUGAAGCAGGUGAACGAGCGCCUGGCGGCCGAGAACCGCGAGCUCCGCGACCUCUGCUGCUUCCUGGACGACGACCGGCUGAAGGCCAAGCGGCUGGCCCGGGACUGGCAGCUGUUCGGGCAGCAGGCGGCCCGGGUGCUGCGGGACGAGCUGGCCGCCUGCCUGCACAAGCUGGCCGGGCUGGAGGGGCUGCAGGAGCGCUUGGCCGCCGAUAACCUGGAGCUCAAGGCGCUCUGCCUGGCGCUGGAGGAGGAGUGCGCCGCCCGCGCCGACAGCAGCCCCGUGGGCUCCUCGGAGCUCAGCCUGCCCUGCGGGCCCCGGGACCUGGGCGACGGCAGCUCCAGCACCGGCAGCGUGGGCAGCCCGGACCAGCUGCACCUGGCCUGCUCGCCCGAGGACUAGAGACUCCCCCGAGCGGGUGGGGGGCCAGGACCACCCGGACUAGGGACCUCCCCAGGGGCCUGCCCCCCAGGACUGUACUCCCCCAAGGGGCCGGAGGGGUGGGGGCCAGGAGUCCCCCCUCGAGGGAGCUGCUCCCCAGUGACUUCACCCACCCGCCUGCAUCGGAAGGACUGGAAAGCAGAGGCAGGCUGUUGGUGGGGGUCUCUCCCCUGGGGUCUGGCGAAGGGGUGCUGCAGAGGAUGCGGGGGGCGGGGGAGGUCACCUCCGUGAAGAUCCCAGUGCAGACUUUGGGGGGGUAGAGAAUGGAGCUGGGAACUGGGGGGGGGGAAGGUCAAAGAUGCAUUUUGGGUGCUACUCCCCCCCCCCCCCCCAGAAGCAGCGUCUCUCUUAGCUUCUUCACCAACCUCUCCCCCGCCCCCAGGUGCUAACUCCAACCCGGCGGUGUAGCGAGAGCAGUGUGACUCAGGCGACGGGGGAGAUUAGGGCAAACCCUCCCCCCCCCAAAAAUAAAAAUAAUAAAUGUUUUAAAAUUGCUACUUUGGGCAAAGUCGGUGUCUCCUGAUUGGUGAUUUCCUGCUUCUCUGAGUGCCUGAGCCCAGAAUUUGGGGUCCUACAUGGUAUGGCCCCAAUGUGAUGUGGGGAGAGAGAUUUUAUUGUAAUUUCCUUUCCAGGACUCUGACUUUUCCAGUUCCUACAUAUCCAGAGUCCAUUCAUUUUUAGAUUUCAGGAUUUUUUGA